AAACGGGUUGAAGGAAAGCGUUGCAAUUCGGAUCUUUCUCCGAUUGAUGCCCUCCGAGCCUACGUCACGCAAGUAGCACAAGAGAUACAGUCUUCAGAAGAGCGCGCGAAAUCUACAUGGAGGAGAAUAACUAGGAUGACGGUCGAUGCAGAGGAGAUUAGAGAUUGGACUAGAAGUGUUGAUGAGGCGUACCAGGACUUUAUGGUCGCCAUGAGCCUGCUUCAUUACGAGCAAGUUGGAGAACAGAGGAAUAUGCUUGUCGCGAUCGAUAAUCGUCUAGGAGAUAUCACAGAGUUUAGAGGAAGCAAGUUCUCCGCUUCAGGCACUAGGAUAGCUAUCCUCGAAUUAAUUCGCUCGUGGUCAAACCGCAUUGAGGAGACGAGACAGAUAUUCUGGCUCAGUGAUAUCGCUGGCACUGGGAAAUCAACGAUUGCCGCGACACUGGCGGAGCAAUGGAUCGACACCGGUCAAUUGGCGGGCCGAUUCUUCUUCUCUCCGAAUUCCUCGGCAACCUCUAGCACCAAAGAGUUCUGUAUCCUCCUAGCAAAGGAUAUGAUGGACCAGAUCCCGGCUCUACGCGAGACAAUCGACUCAAUCGUAAAGGACCCAUCCACCAUGCGACUGAGAAUACAACAGCAGUUCAGGAGACUCAUCACAGAUCCUUUAAAGUCGUACAGUCAAGCCGCGAUAUUUGUUUUCGACGCUCUGGACAAUUGCGAUUUAGAAGAUCACCAAGCUCUCCUAAAGCUACUUCUCGAACAAUUACCCAGUAUUCCCAAAGUCAAAGCAUUGAUCACGAGUCGACCUGUCCCAUCGAUAAAGUACAUCCUACAGAAUUCUCCCCUUGUGACGGGGAAACUAUCAUCUACGGCACCUCACCAGUUCCCAAAGACGGCAGCUUGCGCUGCAGUCUGGCGGGUUAUUCGUGUGGGCAGCUACGGCGUGCCGGAUGUUCCAAAAGAAUCGAAAGCAACCGGAGUUAUUGAAACUUCUACUCAGUUCGACUACAGCCAAGAAUCUCGAUGGACU
Messenger RNA from Acaulospora colombiana, 1029 nucleotides. NCBI's taxonomy places the organism in Eukaryota, Fungi, Glomeromycota, Glomeromycetes, Diversisporales, Acaulosporaceae. The record is from the annotation of a GenBank genome assembly.